AUCAACAUCCUGUGUAUGUGGAACCAGUUUCCCGCUGAACAUGUGGUUUCACUUAUAUGCUGAUGAGGGGCGGUGUCUGAACUCUGCGCUUUGAAACCGUCGGAUCACCAGCGGAGAAAGUCGAGGAAGACUCCUGCACGACAGUCAUGUAUCUGUACCUCCUGGGGCUGGUUGUGUUCUUCUACCUGUACCGCUGGGUCAGGGAGUUGCCCAGAGUUUCCGACAAGGGCAGCAAGUAUGUCUACAUCACGGGCUGCGACUCGGGCUUCGGCAACCUCCUGGCACGCCAUCUGGACAAGAAGGGUUUCAGGGUGAUCGCCGCCUGUUUCACCGAGAAGGGAGAGGAGGACCUGAAGAAGUCCUGCUCCCGCAGCCUGAUCACAACACACCUGGAUGUCAGGUCUAAGGACAGCAUUGCCAAAGUGGCCGCGAUGAUCAAGGACGAAGUGGGGCAGCGUGGUUUAUGGGCAGUGGUGAACAACGCAGGCGUGGCCGUCCCGUCUGCCCCGUGCGAUUGGCUGACGAUCGACGACUACACGUCCAUGAUGGACGUGAACCUGAACGGGGUGAUUGCCGUGACCCUGAGCGUCCUGCCGCUGAUUAAGAAAGCCAGAGGAAGAGUGGUGAAUGUGGCGAGUGUGUUUGGGAGGAUCAGUCCCACCGGAGGCCCGUACACUGUCUCUAAGUACGGCGUGGAGGCGUUCAACGACAGCCUCAGGUUAAAUAUGGUACCUUUCGGGGUCAGAGUCCUGUGCAUUGAGCCAGGCUUCUUCAAAACAAACGUGACGGACGCUGGUAUCCUCAGCAAGAGUAUCAAGACGCUGUGGGAGAAGAUGCCCCAGGAGCUCAGAGAUGACUAUGGACCUGAGUAUCUACAAAAGGUAAUGGACGUGCUGACAAACAAAGUUGCCAAGAUCAGCGAUGCCGAUCUGAUGAAGGUGGUCAGCUGCAUGGAGCACGCUGUGUCCGCCGUCAGGCCCCGCACCCGAUACUCCCCCGGCUGGGACGCCAAGCUCUUCUGGCUGCCGCUGUCAUACAUGCCGAGCCGCCUCUCUGAUUACAUCAUGACUAUGGAAGCCGUUCCUAUUGCCAGGCAGAUACAAUAAAAUGUGUUUUUUAUAUUCA
Molecule: messenger RNA, 1125 nt
Organism: Seriola aureovittata
Lineage: Eukaryota; Metazoa; Chordata; Actinopteri; Carangiformes; Carangidae
Product: retinol dehydrogenase 7-like
Exons: 5
Coding region: 147-1106 (319 amino acids)
Molecular function (GO): oxidoreductase activity
Source: RefSeq, a predicted model, not a curated record